Ruditapes philippinarum (Manila clam) is the source of this 481-nucleotide messenger RNA. RefSeq lists its product as uncharacterized. The record is from RefSeq and is a predicted model, not a curated record. The transcript is spliced from 4 exons. Lineage: Eukaryota; Metazoa; Mollusca; Bivalvia; Venerida; Veneridae. The coding region runs from base 1 to 444 and encodes 147 amino acids.
AUGAAGGGACUGGAAAUAUAUUUCGAGAAUGUGUACCAUAUGAUGCAGGUUAGAGUCAUGAUGAGGUCUACAGCGACUGUUCAUUCAGUUUUUCUUGAGUCGUGUGUCGCAGAGCCAUGUGUAAUUCACGUACAGCAGAACUAUACAGUACGGAUCGUUUUCACAGCAAGGGUGAAUCAUGACAAAGCAUAUAAUUUUGCAAGUGGUGAUGUUAUUGGGAUUGGGAGGGACGAAAUAUGGUAUUUUAAACCAAACGACGCAUGCAUUGAUAGUGUCAAAUGUCCAAUACAAGCUGGCUUGCAACAAACAUACUCUAAAACUGUCACUAUCCCAAUAACCUCCUCGAGACGUAUGGCGGCGAAGUGGCAAGUUAAAGAUUCAAAUGACCCUGCUGCACCUCCAAUAAUAUGUUUUGUUAUCCCCAUAACAAUUAUAGGAAAUUAAAUUUAUGUAUAAUUCAAAAAUAAAUCCACAAGCUUCA